GAAGUGUGGGGAGCGUCACUUCCGGGAAGACGUCACCGUCGCCGCCGGAAGUCGCUGGACGCUGUUCUUGCGCCGCUCGGAAGCGCCUCUGGCUUCCUUCCCGCCGGUGCGGACGCGAAGGAGACCCGUCCGGCGGCCCGUUGCCAUGGUGUUCUACUUCACGUCCAACGUUGUUCCUGGCGCUGCUUACACAAUUUACAUGGGAAAAGAUAAAUACGAAAAUGAAGACCUAAUAAAACAUGGCUGGCCGGAAGAUAUUUGGUUCCAUGUGGACAAGCUCUCCUCUGCCCAUGUCUACCUCCGGCUGCACAAGGGGCAGACGAUGGAGGACAUCCCAAAGGAGGUUUUGAUAGAUUGCGCCCACCUGGUGAAAGCCAACAGCAUUCAAGGCUGCAAAACGAAUAAUGUCAACAUUGUGUACACUUCCUGGGCCAACUUAAAGAAGACGGCAGAAAUGGACGUGGGGCAGAUCGGGUUUCACAACCAGAAGGACGUGAAGAUUGUCACGGUGGAGAAGAGGGUGAACGAGAUCCUGAACCGGCUGGAGAAGACCAAAGUGGAGCGGUUCCCGGACCUGGCUGCCGAGAAGGAAUCCCGCGACCGGGAGGAGAGAAACGAGAAGAAAGCCCAGAUCCAGGAGAUGAAGCGGAAAGAGAAGGAGGAGGUGAAGAAGAAGAAAGAGAUGGAAGAGCUCAGGAGUUACUCUUCCUUAAUGAAAGCGGAGAACAUGUCCUCCAACCAGGACGGCAACGACUCAGAUGACUUCAUGUAAACCAAGGCACCCUCCUCUUGGACGAUGAAGACGGACCUGAGCUCUUCGCUGUCGGUGCCAAAAAUAAGCAAGCGAACUUGGGAGUCUCUGUGCCCGUUUCAUCAUUCUGGCUGGCGUCCGGGAGGAGGUGGGCGGCUCCCCUUCCUGGACAGACGCUCUGUGGCUGCCACCUUCCAGUUCCAGAGCCGCGAGGAGGCGUGCACCUUUCCAGGGGAACUUGGGGAGGUUCUGGCGGCUGUGGCUUUUCAUGCCCGAAGCCUCCUGGGGAGCAGACCGUGACCUUAGAAUCGGAGUCUGUGACCUGAAUCUUCAUUUCACAGUGUUUGGGUUUAGGGUAUUUUUUUCUUAAGUGAUGGGUUUGUGGUCCCCCUCCUCCCUUUGGUCGAGUGCACCUGUGUCAAGAGUCUGGUUCUCUCUUUAAACUCUGUAGGAAUCUGCUCAGCACAGCUGCGUCACCUGUGCUGUAAAAUGCUUGCCUGGAUCUCAAGAGCAUCGCUCAUUUGAGCAGUCAUGUAACCAGGGGGGUGGGAUGGGACUUCCAUUCCAGGGCCCCACAAAGCUCACUGCCCCUGUUCAAGUAAAACUGGACUUCUGUGUGAUCUCUGUGCAGCCCACUGGUUCCCUGAGCAAGGCCAGCUGUGGGAUCAUCCCAGGGCUCUGGCGGCAGAAUUGGACCUCUCCACCCUCGGCUACCAGCACCCGCCUUGUGAGGGACUCCUUGCUUGCUUCUCUUCUGCCUGUUGCCCUAGUAGCAGCAGCUCAGGAAAAGCUCUCCUUUGACUGAUCCCUCCAUAGCAAACUUCAACCGCUCCUUUUUCACUCUUUUUUAAAGGCUGGCAACGUGAUUCUCAGUAUGCUUUCUUUCUGCAGUUAGGCAAUCUGUCUGUCUCUCUGUGUCUUUUCCCCGCCCCCACCUGCGUUUUGGCUUUUUCUCCCCUUCACUUCUCGUCCUCGGCGUCUCAUUUGCAAAGCUUGGGGGUUGCAGAGGGUGUCCCUCCGACUAGCAGGGCUCACAGCUGUUUGGUUCGCCUCAGUGGGGAAGGUUGCAAGAUGCAAGAUGCUCAAGCGGGGGCAUCAUAGUUCCUCUCUGAAGUUUUCCAAAGCGGAGAAGCAGCUGCUUUUUUAGACCAGACUGGGGGGGCUCAGAUUGUGGGGGUUUAGUUCCCAGUUCCUCCAACAGCGUCAGGACUGCCCUCGUCCGCUCCAGAGGCUCGAAGUUCCUACCACAAGACCUGACUCCAAGCUCCCAGAAAACGCCUUUCACGUUGCCAUGGGGUCAGGACCAACCACGUGCUCCUGCUGCCCCAUCGGCGACCUUAGAGGAAGAAGCGCCAAACUCAGCCCAGGCCAGCCUUCCCCAACAUGAUGCCCUCUUGAUGUUUUGGAUUAUGGCUGUAGUCACACAGCCCCACUAGCUGGAAUUUUGUUUGGGGUGGGUGUCAGGUUGGGGAGUGUCUGGCCUAGGGCUUCCCCUACUACCUCCAUCGUGUCUACAGAUCAGCGCUCUGCCUGACCUCAAGAACGACCCUAGAGGAUGUUAAGUGUGUCUGUCUGAACCUUCACAUGUGUGCAGUCCGCAUGGGCGGCUCAGCAUUCCCUUCUGUGAGAAAUGGGAUCUUUGGCGCAGAGUUAACGCACAUUGCCUGAAUGUGUGCCUGUUGCUGCAACCCUGAUGCCUAAUAAAAAAAAACUUGCGCACCAAGA
Messenger RNA from Podarcis muralis (Common wall lizard), 2476 nucleotides. RefSeq names its product coiled-coil domain containing 25 (gene CCDC25). The record is from RefSeq and is a predicted model, not a curated record. NCBI's taxonomy places the organism in Eukaryota, Metazoa, Chordata, Lepidosauria, Squamata, Lacertidae.